AUGUGGGUUGAUUCUGCACUCUGCACAUUCGCUACUUUGCAUGCCUUGUACCAGGGGAGCAUAUCUCAAGUCAGUGUCGUUGACUGCCCAAAUCUUGCAACCUUCUCCUGCCAACAUGGCCAGUGCCCUGCUCGGGUGCACUCAUGUAGCUCGAAAUGUGAACUUGACUUAAUGGUUGGCAUAAUCGUGGCAAAGGUUGGACCUCUCUCACCGCAUUCUCGAUCUUGCCUGGUUCUGUCCGGAGUGCCUCACAAGUUUGGCAUGGGUGUUGAGAAUAGCUCUGGCUGCAAUGCCAGGGUGAUCAGCCAGGCCUGGCUGGGUCCCCCAGAAGUUGAUGCCGCGAUUGCUGCCAGCACGCCUGCAAAAUUCAUGGUUAUGGCACGGCCGGUGCUCCUCAAUCCAGGGAUAUUCCGACUCAUGGGUCCGGGUCAGUGCUCAUGCACCCCCAGGCAAGACAGGUUUUGGAGAAGGACACCCAGCGAAGCCUCGUCUCGAAGAACGCCCUUGUGCGCUGUGCGGUGGCCGUGUAUUGGUCUCAGCAGCUAG
Messenger RNA from Symbiodinium sp. CCMP2592, 546 nucleotides. The record is from the annotation of a GenBank genome assembly. Lineage: Eukaryota; Dinophyceae; Suessiales; Symbiodiniaceae.